Molecule: messenger RNA, 2155 nt
Organism: Cryptotermes secundus
Lineage: Eukaryota; Metazoa; Arthropoda; Insecta; Blattodea; Kalotermitidae
Gene: AMPKalpha
Product: 5'-AMP-activated protein kinase catalytic subunit alpha-2
Exons: 13
Coding region: 260-1843 (527 amino acids)
Biological process (GO): protein phosphorylation; intracellular signal transduction
Cellular component (GO): cytoplasm
Molecular function (GO): ATP binding; protein serine/threonine kinase activity
Source: RefSeq, a predicted model, not a curated record
AGCAGAAAUGCUGUGAAAUGAAGUCGCGGUGGUUUAGCGUCUCCGAUGCCCGCAACCCGCAGUACGGUACAAUCCAUGGCUUGACAUCAGGGAUACGUAUCAGUCAAGGAUGCGUAGUGUAUUCAUAAUGUAUAUUUAUCUGUGUGUUGCACUGGAACAGUUUUUAGGUUACGUCAGUUAUCUGUUGUCAACAGUCAUUUUGGUUUAGUGUCAUAUUAAUUACCUUAAUUACGGAAGACGUUGUGAACUUUUAUUAGCAAUGGCAGAGAAGGUGCAGCAGACUUCACAGCAGCCCAUUGUGAAGAUAGGACACUACACUUUGGGGCAGACGUUAGGUGUAGGUACAUUUGGAAAAGUAAAGAUUGGUGAACAUCAGCUUACAAAGCAUAAAGUGGCUGUGAAGAUUCUAAAUAGGCAGAAAAUCAAGAGCCUUGAUGUCGUUGGAAAAAUACGUCGGGAGAUCCAAAAUCUGAAACUCUUCCGGCAUCCACACAUAAUAAAACUUUAUCAGGUGAUCAGUACCCCAACUGAUAUAUUUAUGAUUAUGGAGUAUGUGUCUGGAGGAGAGCUGUUCGACUACAUUGUUAAACAUGGGAAGUUGAAGGAGUAUGAAGCGCGUAGAUUUUUCCAGCAGAUUAUUUCUGGUGUAGAUUAUUGUCACCGGCACAUGAUAGUACAUCGUGACUUGAAGCCAGAAAAUUUGCUUCUUGACCACAAUCUGCAUGUGAAGAUAGCAGAUUUUGGUUUGUCCAACAUGAUGAUGGAUGGUGAGUUCCUUCGUACAAGCUGUGGAUCUCCAAAUUAUGCUGCCCCAGAAGUGAUUUCAGGCAAGCUGUAUGCAGGCCCUGAAGUUGAUAUAUGGUCAUGUGGAGUGAUCCUUUAUGCCUUACUAUGUGGUACUUUACCAUUUGAUGAUGAACAUGUGCCAACACUCUUUCGAAAAAUAAAAUCUGGAGUAUUCCCCAUCCCUGAGUACCUGAAUAAAACAGUUGUGAGUAUGUUGUGCCAUAUGCUGCAGAUUGAUCCAAUGAAGAGAGCUACCAUUGAAGAUAUAAAAAAACAUGAAUGGUUCCAGCGUGACCUUCCUGCAUAUCUCUUUCCGUCUCCAGUAGAGCAGGACUCUUCUGUGAUAGACACUGAUGCUGUGAAUGAAGUAUGCGAGAAAUUUGGAGUGAAAGAGCAAGAAGUGCACAGUGCCCUCCUCAGCGGAGAUCCACAUGACCAGCUUGCGAUUGCAUAUCAUUUGAUUAUCGAUAAUAAGAGGAUAGCAGAUGAGGCUGCAAAGGCAGAGCUGAAGGACUUCUAUGUUGCAAGUAGUCCUCCUCCAAUCUCAUUCAGCCCCAGUGAGCUAAAUCCAAGCCCCAUUCGACCACAUCCAGAAAGAAUAGCCCCAGCUCUACGGGACCGAGUGAUGGGGCCCAAUUCUGGUGGAGGUAGUGACAGACCAUCCAGGGGAACUCCGGUGAAGAGGGCGAAGUGGCAUUUGGGCAUUCGAUCGCAGAGUAAGCCGAAUGAUAUAAUGAAUGAAGUUUAUCGUGCAAUGAAAGCACUGGAUUUUGAGUGGAAAGUGAUUAAUCCUUUCCAUGUGCGUGUAAGACACAAAAAUGCAUUGAGUGGAAAAUAUGUCAAAAUGUCCCUCCAGCUGUAUCAGGUGGACUACAAGAGCUACUUGUUGGACUUCAAGAGCUUCAGCAGUGAGAACAAUGAAGAGAAUGAUGGACCUUCAGUAACAGGUGCAGAUAUCGACUGUGAUCCCAGUGUUUGCCAGCAACAAAACACUGGCCAUCAUACAAUGGAAUUCUUUGAGAUGUGUGCAGCUCUCAUAACUCAGCUUGCACGCUGAGUCUGUGUCCAGUGUCCACUGACAUGAAAGAACUACACAGAACUGUUGAUAUAACAUCGAAGCAUAAUCACUUGCACAUCUUGUGUAUAUUGCUUGUUAUAGUUGGAAGGAAUUUUAAUAUGUGUAUAUCAAAUAUGCCAGUAUCUAAGACAACCAGUAGUCAUUAUGAUUUAGUUAUGUGGAAUGAAAGAAAAGGUCUUUCUUUGCCUUAAAGUCAUGGAAUUUGUCCUCAUACUAUGUUUCUUUGACAAAUUUUCUCAAUUUGUUGAGAAGCAUAAGUGUAAUUGAGUAAAAUAAAGACAUUAUAUAAGA